AUGUCCUUCACCACAGAGCCGUGCCUAACACUAUCUGCCACGCCCUUCACCACGGGGCCACGCCCUGCCCAGCCCAGCUGCAGACCCUGGCCUGCCUCCUCUCUGUCGGGCCUCCUGGCACCCCUCACCCUGUACCUGUCCCGAUUGCAGUUCAACAGCAUGAUCCUUUACUGUGUGCCCAAACUGCGGCUCAUGGGCCAGAAGUUCAGUGUCCGGGAGAAAAUGGACAUUUCGGGCCUCCAGGUGCAGGAUAUCGUCAAGCCAAAUGCAGCCCACACGUUCAUCAUAACGGGAAGGAGACGGUCCCUGGAGCUGCAGACUCGGACGGAAGAGGAGAAAAAAGAAUGGAUUCAGGUCAUCGAGGCCACCAUCGAGAGGCACAGGCAGAACAGCCAGACCUUCAAGGCCUUCAGUGGCUCCUUCAGCCAGGACGAGGACCCCUCCCUCGCUCCAGAUUCCCCU
This is a messenger RNA of Neomonachus schauinslandi (Hawaiian monk seal), 462 nucleotides long. RefSeq names its product FYVE, RhoGEF and PH domain-containing protein 3-like. Gene Ontology annotation, cellular component: cytoplasm. The record is from RefSeq and is a predicted model, not a curated record. The transcript has 4 exons. The annotation marks the transcript as partial. Lineage: Eukaryota; Metazoa; Chordata; Mammalia; Carnivora; Phocidae. Gene Ontology annotation, biological process: cytoskeleton organization; filopodium assembly.